CCGCCCCUUCCUUCCCUUUCAUCACAUUCCGACCUUCCCAUUUUAAGCUUUGCAGUCAGAUCCCGGCUUCCAUCGCCUUCUCACAACAAAUUGGUGCUCUUCUUCCAGGUAUCUAAUUAUUCUGCAUACUGGCAAUGAUGGUCAUGCAAACUGAAUGGAAUCCACUAACAUCUUCAAGCUUUUUGCUAGUGACAAAUUGGAACUGAGGAAUCGAGUUUGAUGACAAGGAUGACAUGAGACUGGAACCGAGGAAUUGAGCAUCUUGAAUGUAUUAGCAACCGUGCUCGUCCUUGACCAAUUGGAAACGAGAAACUCUUAUCUACUUAUCAUGCUCAAAGGCUUUGCAGUGUUAAAAGUCAAUUGCAAAGCACAAAAUGUUAUCAUCAGUCAUCUACCAUUUGUUUGCUUCUUCGUGAGGGAGGCAGCGAGGAAAGCACGCAAUCUCAUUAGGAAGUCAUGGCCAAGCACCACCCUGAUCUUAUAAUGUGCCGAAAGCAACCAGGGAUAGCAAUCGGGCGUCUCUGUGAGAAGUGUGAUGGCAAGUGCGUGAUUUGCGACUCCUAUGUUCGUCCAUGCACGCUUGUGCGUGUAUGCGACGAGUGCAACUAUGGCUCUUUCCAAGGACGAUGUGUCAUAUGCGGAGGAGUUGGCAUCUCAGAUGCAUACUAUUGCAAGGAGUGCACCCAACAGGAGAAGGACCGAGAUGGGUGCCCCAAGAUUGUGAACUUGGGUAGUGCUAAGACUGAUCUCUUCUAUGAAAGAAAGAAAUAUGGGUUUAAGAAAAGAUAACAAUUUGGGUUUUGUUCCAAUCACCCAAUAUUGACUAGCUUUUGUAAUAUACUUUAACUUGGGAUUGGUUGGUGCCUGUUUUAUUACUGUCUUUGGUCCUAGCUUGCUAUGGCUCUAUAUGGUUCAAUAUUAUAAAUGAUUUGAAAGUUCCUCAGUUUUUGUUAA
This is a messenger RNA of Amborella trichopoda, 954 nucleotides long. Lineage: Eukaryota; Viridiplantae; Streptophyta; Magnoliopsida; Amborellales; Amborellaceae. The record is from RefSeq and is a predicted model, not a curated record.